UCUGUUCCCCAGACGCUUUAACAAAGUUAAUGUACAUACAAAACGAUCCAUUACAUAAUGUAACUUGAAACCUGGAUCACUUAGUAAGCGCAAAAUACAUACAAUCAUUGCGAGCUGUACUGUAUUUACAUGCGUGCAAAAAUCUCGGGCAAUUUUAACAGUUGUAAACAGUCGUGGAAAUGGUGCAAUUUUAACGGAAAUGAGACCAAGAAGAAAGAAACAGGAGAAUGUGGCAGCAGACUGCAUUGAUUCAGGGGAGGACCUCAAAGAUUUUGUUAUUGAACAUAUACCACCAAAAGGUCUUGGUGUUAGAACAACAAUAAAUAGAACAAAAGGAGAUUUCUUAAUGAUUUAUCCCGGCGAACUGAUAACAGAAAGAGAAGGGGAAGAACGUGAAGAACGUGAACCAUCCGUGUUUAGAUACUUCUUCCAAUAUAAAAGGAAAGGGUGGUGUAUGGAUGCUACUAGUGAAUUAGAUGUUGGGCCUCGGCUAGGUCGUCUGGUGAACCACGGUGGUAAAGGUAAAAAUUGUGUUAUGAAAACCCUGGAGUUCAACAAAAGGCCAUAUCUUUGCUUGUUUGCUGCUAAAGAUAUUCCACAAGGUGAAGAGUUACUGUAUGAUUACGGCAUUAAGGAUUUGCCUUGGGAGGUAUGUAUACUCAGAGCUUGUUACUCUUUUUUUCUCUUCUGAAGAUGGAAGGAUAUAUAGAAAUGACCCACGAUCUGAGAUUCAGGCUCAUACAACAGACUCACAUUGAGAAAGUAGGCUCAGUUUGUUUCAUUGUUUCAUUUCUGUCGUUUCUAAGAAGCAAAUUGAACACUUCUUUUUGUUUUAUGCCAUUUGUUUUCAUAAACAUUUAUGAUUUGAAAUCUAUUUACUGGACAGAAAUUACUAUUUAUUUACAAAGUAAACAUAUCAUUGUGCCCCACAUAGUUCUAUUACACAAUAGAACACAAAAUGUCAUUUUUUUAGCUCAAUUAUUCGAAGAAUAAGGAGAGCUAUACUAGUCACCCGAGCGUCGGCGUCCACGUCGGCGUAACCACUUAUGUUAAAGUUUGCAUACCAAGUACCACCUCAGAUGUUUUCAAAGUCCAUUGACAUAUGGCUUUAAAGGGAGAUGUGCAGGAUUGAUAAAUGGAACAGAUUUGUGAAAAGGGUCAGUUGAAUAUCAUUAUUUGAAGCUCAAAUAUUGAUUUACACCCGAAAUAUUUCAAACCAAUAUUUUAUCAAAAAAAGAUAUAUAAAUGGUGUUUUCUAUCCUAUGCGACGCGCAUAGGUUAGCUAUUUUUGUAUUUCCCACGUAAAGCCGUGGUGGUUUUUGGAUUGUCAUGUGAUCACUUCACCCAAAAUACGCAUUCGGUGUACCUUGCUGACUAUCGACGUCGCCAUUUGUUUCAAAAUGCCUGGGCCACCAUGAAUAGUAAGCUCAGCGAUGAGCUAAAUAUAGAAUGAUCGCUAAAUGUAGAAUGUAUUUUUGUAUAGGGAUUUCUUCAGCGGAUUGUUUUCAGGUCCGGUAAAAUUAAUCGAAAACUUCCUCCUGGAGGGUUUGAAGUGUAGAGUUUAGUGAAAAGUACACAUAAGUGUUACAAAAAUCGAUCUGUUCAUGAUUUUACAGAGAAAACCUGCUUGACCCGGCACAUCUCCCUUUAAGCACAACUACAUGAAAUAUGAUUGUUGGAAACUACCUAGCAUCCGCCUUUAGAACUGGCUAAUAAAUUUUUUAUAAAUUUACAGAGAAAAGCUGACACAGGUAAACACAGUUCAUGCUGUUGAAUGCAUUGUUGCAUGGUUUAAAUCUUAGACAAAAAAUGAAAUAUCCCAUAAUGUUGUAGGUAUUGAGGUAUGAUAAUUUCCUGCUGUAUAUUUACGCUGCUUAAAGUAGGCACAAAAUCAAUAUACCAUUAAAUAAAAUCUCAAGAUUAAGUUAAAGGUGAUAUUUUGCAUAUUUUCAAUUAUAGCUACAUCAUUGUUCUAUAUUCUAAUUAUCCUGUUCGGUUUUAUUGAAAAAAAAAAAUCAUUGAAUUUUGUUAUGUUUCAAAAACGAGAUGAGAUGAAACCAUGCAAUAGUGUCUGUGAGUUUAUUUUCAGUUCAUGUUGAAAAAAUUUAUUUACCCCCCCGCCAAAGGCAAGGGGUAUAUUAGAAAUGCCCUUCGUCCGCCCGUCCAAAACAAUUUUAUCCGGAGCAUAACUCCAACAAAGUGCUCAGGGUGAGCUAUUGUGACCGGCCUUUGUCCGUCGUCCGUUGUGCAUCAAAUUUUUUACUUAAACAUCUCCUCUGAAACUGCUCAUUGGAUUUUGACCAAACUUCACAGGAAUGGUCCCUAGGUGGUACCCUACCAAAGUUGUUCAGAUAGUUCUGAUUGGUUGCAUAAAUAGGUCACAGGGUCAAAAAAUAGGUUUUCAAAAUGCAAUUUUCAAAAAUCUGCUUGUCUAAAACUACAAGGCCCAGAGCUUUGAUAUUUGGUUUAUAGCAUCAUCUAGAGGUCCUCUACCAAGAUUGUUCAAAUUAUGCCCCUGGGGAUAAAAUUGACCCCGCCCUGGGGGUCACAAUUUUACAUUGAAUUAUAUAAGGAAAACUUCAAACGAAAGUCUUCUUAUCUUGACCGCUAAUAGGAAUUUGUCCAAACUCAAAAAGAAUGAUCCCUGGGUGGUCCCCUAGCAGAAUUGUUCAAAUGGUUCUGACUGGUUGUAUAAGUAGGUCACGGGGUCAAAGAUUAGGUUUUCAAAAUGCAAUUUUCAAAAAUCUUCUUGUCUGAAACUACAAGUCCCAGAGCUUUCAUAUUAAUUUGAUGUAUAACAUCAUCUAGAGGUCCUCUACCAAUAUUUGGUGGACAACAUUAGUGGUCCUCUGUAAAUGGCUCCACUGUGACCUUUGACCUUUUCCUAAGGUGAGCGACCCAGGACCCUUUGGGCCCUAUUGUUAAUAUUUAUGUGGAUACAUUGCAGUGCUCAUGCUGUCUGUUGACAUUGUCACCAUUUGCGAUAAUUUUAUAAAAAAAAUAUUUAAGAAUUGGUGGCCGCUACUGACAAUCUGGAGAACA
Molecule: messenger RNA, 3042 nt
Organism: Mya arenaria
Lineage: Eukaryota; Metazoa; Mollusca; Bivalvia; Myida; Myidae
Product: N-lysine methyltransferase KMT5A-like
Exons: 4
Coding region: 200-691 (163 amino acids)
Molecular function (GO): protein binding
Source: RefSeq, a predicted model, not a curated record